AUGCUUGGAUAUUUUAACCGAACCGACUCAAUUCGCGAAAAUUCAUGGAGAUUUUACAAAUUUGCAUUGGCUAUUGAUGCCGUUUUGGUAGUAUUGAGUAUUCCUUACGUCAUUUUUUGGACAUGGAUAAUGGUUUCGGUGAAGAAGACUCAUCGAAAUGUUCGUCUUAUCAACUUUGUUUUUUAUUCCCAAUAUGGAAUCCAGUUGGGAUUUAUGGCUACACAGAUCAUUUUGACAAUAUGUGGUCUUGCGGAAGAAUAUACCACGGUUUAUGUGGUUUGCAGUACAGUUCGUGCAAUUGGGCUCAGCUAUGCAUUUUUCAUAAUUCCAGCGCUCAUUUUAGAGCGUUGUUACGCAACAUUUUUUGUUUCAAGAUAUGAAAAACGUGAAUGUGCAAGUGUCGGAAAUGCUAUUACCACAUUUCAAAUUCUAGUGGCAUUCUCUAUUGGAUUAGUGUUUAAUAGAAUCUCAAGUACAAUUCCGAUUCUAUUGUCUUCAAUAAUCGUCAAUAUCAUUGCGGUUAUUUACCAUACGAAUCUAUCUGCCACCAUUUAUUCACUUUCUGAAAGGUACCAAAUCGCUGAGAACAUUUUAUCCUCAAAGAUGUUUGCAACAAUCAUAUUCACUAUUGGAAUAUUUAAUGUUAUAAUGAAUAUUUGCUAUAUAAUUGACAACUACGAAAUUCCCAUGAAAUACAAAAAUUUAGCAGUUGUUGUUGCGGAUUAUUGCUGUUUGAUUUAUGGUUAUGCGAUUCCAAUUUUGACAUAUUUUAAAAAAGAUUCUUGGAGGAAAAAAGUCCAAUCAUUGUUUAGAAAAAAGUCGCAAGUCCGAGAAGCACAUUUGAAGAAUAUAUUUGGAGUAGAUAUGAUGAUGAAUGAUAAUAAGGAUAAAGAGACUUUGACUUAUUUUAAUAUGCUGAAAAAUCAAUGGAAUAAAUCGUAA
This is a messenger RNA of Caenorhabditis bovis, 942 nucleotides long. The record is from the annotation of a GenBank genome assembly. NCBI's taxonomy places the organism in Eukaryota, Metazoa, Nematoda, Chromadorea, Rhabditida, Rhabditidae.